AUGAAUCCUCCAAUACCCUUCCCCUCGCCGCCGUCUCUGACCCCCAAACCCCCGAUUCCCGCAUCCGAAGCCACAAAAACGAAACUCGGCAAGUUUCGCUACGAGGCUCAGGCCGACGACGAUUCACUUCAAGUUAGCCACGCCGCCGACCAGCUGCAGUCCAGGCCAGCCCACGCCGACCAGUCAACACCUGUCACGAGAUUAAACUGGCGCGAUCUGGAGCCUCUCUCCAAUGCAGAAGACACCGACAAGGACGCCUCCCCCAAUGACCGCAUUCUCUGGGACAACAAGCAAGCCAGCAGCUAUGGCUCCGGCCUGUCACCAAUGCUCGGCCGCAAGGGCAAGAAGCGUGCCAGAAGCUCGUCUCCGAUUUCCUCACCCGCUGCCGAUAAGCCAAGCGCCCCUGCCGUCAACAUCAAGAGACUGACAAACGCCUUGCGCUCCCCAAACCCCGACCCGACGUUGGAGCUCUGGGACAGGUUCUCUCUCGCCAGUCCCGCCAACCAAAAAACUCCAAUCGCACAUCCCGCCCUCGCCCAGCUCAUGGUCUCCUCUUCUCCCCAGCCGAAUAAACAAACCGUGUCGCAACCUGGACGCCUCAACAUGCGUCGUGUUGUUAGCUGUGGCCUCAAUUGGCCCAAGCGAAGAAAGCUCGAAAAGUCCAAGUCCGGCAGUCAGCUUGCCAGAGACCAGCGCGACCUCGAAGCGGCCUCCAAAUCGUCACUCGUAUCUGCUCUCCUGAGUACAGUCACCAGCAGUAUACAGCAGGACAGUUUCAGUGAUGCCCAUCAUUCUGUCGAGUCGCCGUCAGCAAAUAGAAGAAGCCAGGUUCAGAUAGGGGAACCUCCUGCCUACGUCCCCUGCAAAGCGGAUGGCGAAGAAGCUUCCAGAGAUUCCUCGGACUACGGCGAUGAUGAAUUUGACGAUGACGCACUUAUCGAACUCGAAUUAACCACCACCACUGCCCCUGCGACACAGGCUACUCCGAUAAAGCCGAAAGCGGGCAUGCCCUCCGCUGCCAUGCCAACGAGCCCAGCAUCGGAUGACUUUGGCGAUGUAGACGAUGAGCUGUUCGAUAACGAAGAGCUAGUCAGGCUAUCACAGAAACCAGUCCUAUCUGCGGCGUCAACCAAGCCUGCUGCCAUCCAAAAGAAGCCAGCCGCAGCCCUGAAAAACCCGGAUGACGAAUUCGACGAUGAUUUCGCCGAAGAUAUAGAUUUUGAGGCUGUCGAGUUGGAAGCGACACAAUCAUUCCAACGGGCCAAAGCCGAUGCUGGCCGCACCAAAAAAGACAAGACCAUCCAACGAUAUUUAAUAACCAGCGUACUGGAUGGCGAAUACAUCGACCAGUAUAACGUGACCCGGCCUGAGAAGAUCCUCUUGAUCAAGGCAGAUAACUCUCAAGUGACACGCCAAGUUCAACUCCGCGGCGCAUGGUACGACACGCCGGCUCACGCCAAGUCGUACGUACAUAUCAUUGGGGACUUUUCUGCCAAAGGACAAUGUGCUGUGGACGACGCACACAACCUCCUUAUUCUUCACCCCGACCAACUUGUCUCCGCUACCGUGGUUGCCGACUCGUUUGGCUGCAUGCGCCGUGCCGUUCUGCAAGACCGAGUCAAAGCUACCAGUGAGGCGUCCGCGCCCCUGGUAUAUGGAACAAUGCUCCACGAAAUCUUCCAAGACGCUCUCCUUGCGAAUCGAUGGGACCUUCCCUUCCUUCACCAGUUGAUUGAGAAGAUUACAGAGAAGCACGUCGAAGAGCUGUACACCAUCAAGGUCGGGCUGCCCAGCGCACGCGAGCACCUCCAGUCUAAAAUGAUGGAACUAAGUUACUGGGCAAAGUCAUUUGUUUCUUCGCACCCCAAUAACGAUGCUGUUGUGGAAGAUCGAAACGGCAAAAAGGCUACCAUGGCUGUCACGAAAUUACUCGACGUCGAGGAGCAUGUCUGGUCGCCAAUGUACGGCCUCAAAGGCAACAUUGACGCAACUGUUGAGGUAAACAUGAUGGAUGGCAAGCAAUCGCGAACAUUAACGGUCCCAUUCGAAGUCAAAACCGGUCGCAAUGCAAGCAGCAGCCAUAUGGCACAGACCGCGCUCUACACCUUGUUACUAUCUGAUCGUUAUGACAUUGACAUUGCCUAUGGUGUGCUCUACUACAUGGAGACCUCCAAGACGAUGAGAAUCCCCGCCGUCCGACAUGAGCUUCGACACAUGAUUAUGCAAAGAAACCAGCUUGCCUGCUACAUUCGCGAACGUAGCGUUCAGCUACCACCAAUGCUGAAAAGCAAGCAUAUGUGCGGCCGGUGCUAUGCAAAGCCAUCCUGCUUUGUAUAUCAUCGCCUAGCAGAUAACGGCGAUGGCGAAUCCAGCGGAAUGGAUGAGAAAUUUGACGAGCUUGUGCAGCAUCUCACUCCACGCCACCAAGAUUUUUUUGUCAAGUGGGAGAACUUACUUACGAUGGAGGAAAAGGAAAGCCAAAAGACGAAACGAGAAUUGUGGACAAUGACUAGCAAUGAGCGAGAAAAGAAGUCGCGAUGCUUUGCCGAUGUCAUUAUCGAAGAGGGAUCUGCUUCGGAAGACUCUGACACGCCACGUAUCAACCGCUUUCACUACACUUUUAUCAAGAGAAAGCCUGAGCCGGGCUUCUCCUUUCUAGAAUCCGAGAUUGGCGUUGGCGAGCCGGUUGUGGUGUCCGAUGAGGAGGGUCAUUUCGCCCUAGCAAUUGGCUACGUCACAGCAUCUCGCAAGCAGAGAAUCAGUGUCGCUGUUGACAGGCGGCUGCACAACAGUCGCAUUCGCCAGCCCGGCUUUGACGAGCUCGAUAAUCAAGUAUUUGCCAGCAUCAUGGAGGUCGCUCCGGAAGGGGCCUCUGUGGAGCAGAGUCAAGGCCGAAUUAAAGAGGCGCCGAUACGAUAUCGCCUCGACCAAGACGAAUUCAGCAACGGAAUGGCGACUGUGAGGAACAACAUCGUACAGAUCAUGAACAAUCAGUUCCCCGAAGCAAGGCGCAUUAGAGAGCUUGUCGUCGACCUUGAAGCCCCUCGAUUCAAGUACAUUCCGACGCAGUACACCGUCUCUGAUCGAGAAAGCUUGAACGUCGAUCAGAAGAAGGCGAUCGAAAAGGUCAUGAGUGCACAGGACUACGCUCUAGUCUUGGGCAUGCCAGGAACGGGAAAGACCACAACAAUUGCUCACAUUAUUCGGGCUCUCACUUCCCAGGGCAAGAGUGUGCUGCUUACAUCGCACACCCACACGGCUGUGGACAACAUUUUGUUGAAGCUCAAAUCUGACAAAAUGAGGAUUUUGCGACUCGGAGCGCCAGCCAAGGUUCACCCCGAAGUGCAAGAAUUUGCGACUCUUGCAGGUCAGCCCAUGAAAACCUUUGACGAGAUCAAGGAAGCUUGGCACGAUAGCCCAAUCGUGGCAACAACCUGUUUGGGCAUCAAUCAUCCUGUAUUUCAGGAGCGCGCUUUCGACUACUGUAUUGUCGAUGAAGCUUCUCAAAUUACUCUUCCCAUUUGCGCAGGACCGAUCCGCAUGGCUAAGACAUUUGUGCUUGUUGGAGACCACAACCAGCUUCCACCGGUUGUAAAGAAUGAAACGGCACGCCAGGGUGGUCUUGAUGUGAGCCUGUUUAAGUUGCUCUCAGACGCACAUCCCGACUCUGUUGUCAACCUAGCACAUCAAUACCGAAUGUGUGAAGACAUUAUGACGCUAAGCAAUACCUUGAUCUACGACGGCAAACUUAUCUGUGGCACAGAACAGCUGCGAAAGAAGAAGCUUCAUGUUCCAAAUAUGAGGGCCCUGACACAGCGACACCACAACGCCUCAACCGUGCUCCUUCCUGGAACUCCUCGGUCAUUUUGCAAAGGGCCUGCCCCGUCCCAAUGCUGGCUGUAUGAUCUUCUGGAAAGUGAAGCGCGAGUCCGUUUUGUCAAUACUGAUGCUAUUCAACCCGCUGCUCGCGAAGAGGCGCAUGGAAAACGCAUCGUCAACUCGGCGGAGAUUCGGAUUGUUUCACAGUUGGUUGAGAGUCUUAUAACUGUUGGCAUUCCCGCGAGCGAGGUCGGCGUCAUGACUCACUACAGAUCACAGCUGUUUUUGUUGAAGGACAGAUUAAAGGGCUAUCCUGGAGUGGAGAUGCAUACCACCGAUCGAUUUCAAGGCCGGGAUAAAGAGGUUAUCGUUUUGAGUUUGGUGCGCAGCAACGACGCAUGCAAUAUUGGCGAUUUACUACGUGACUGGCGGCGAAUCAACGUUGCUUUUACCCGCGCCAAAACUAAGCUUCUUGUAAUCGGCAGCAAGAGCACACUGAGCGGCAGCAAUGUCAGCAACAAGGAGAACAUGCUCAGUCGCUUCGUGGCACUGAUGGAGCAGCGCGACUGGAUCUACAAUCUACCUGCCGAUACGCUUGACAGUCAUUAUUUCGAAGAACUUGGCACCCAGGCAACAAGCAUGGGUGGCACACAGGCCGUGUCGCCGCACAUUCACAAAAGGAAGUCACCAAGUGCCAAAAGGUCAACAACAAUGGCACCCGGGAAGGAGAACCGGCGUCCGUCGCCCAGAAAGGCGCGGAUUGGCGAGAGAACGUUGCUCAAGGAUAGGCUGAUCACAAGGGAUAUCAUUAAUGAGAUGACGAAUGGAGCGUAUUGA
This is a messenger RNA of Cordyceps fumosorosea ARSEF 2679, 4656 nucleotides long. RefSeq names its product DNA replication factor Dna2. Gene Ontology annotation, molecular function: single-stranded DNA helicase activity; 5'-flap endonuclease activity. Bases 1 to 4656 code for a protein of 1551 amino acids. Lineage: Eukaryota; Fungi; Ascomycota; Sordariomycetes; Hypocreales; Cordycipitaceae. The record is from RefSeq and is a predicted model, not a curated record. Gene Ontology annotation, cellular component: cytoplasm. The transcript has 5 exons. Gene Ontology annotation, biological process: replication fork reversal.